AUGGAUCUACCUACGCCAAACACCUCCCAUGUACCAUAUGAGCGGGUCUAUGAACCAGCUGAAGACUCAUUCCUACUCCUCGACACCUUUUCUCUUGACACAGAACGAACAUUUCUUCGAGAAAGAUUUUCAGAGAAUGUUCCACUCGUCGUUGAAAUCGGCACGGGCUCUGGCGUUGUCCUAGGCUUCGUCAAUGCUCACGCGCAAACACUCUUUGGCACCAGACGGAUCCUGACAGCGGGCGUGGACAUGAACGCUUAUGCGUGCAGGGCCACGGUCGAAACCGCGAGGCGGGCAGAGAGAGACAACCCGUCUACACAUGGGAUGUAUCUGGGCUCGAGCAUGGGCGAUCUUACCACGUCCGUACGGGACCACGAGAUCGACGUGCUCAUCUUCAAUCCGCCCUAUGUCCCUACCUCGGAGAUGCCUCUGCAACCAGACGAGUUCAAGCCAGAGCCAGCACCGAGCCAGCAGCCGUCAUUCGACGAUGAUUCAUAUCUCUUGUCCCUGUCCUACGCCGGUGGCAAGGACGGCAUGGAGACGACAGAUCGGAUCAUAGACUCGCUGUCCGCUAUCCUCUCGCCCCAAGGCUGUGCUUACAUUCUGUUUUGCGCCCAGAACAGGCCCGAGCAAGUCAAGCAGCGCAUACGUGAGUUUGGGCCUGAGUGGAGGGCCGAAACCGUCGGAUCGAGUGGGAAGACAGCCGGGCGCGAGAAGCUGCAAGUCGUCCGUAUAUGGAGGGAGUCAGACAGGGCAUGA
Messenger RNA from Emericellopsis cladophorae, 759 nucleotides. Its product is annotated as eRF1 methyltransferase catalytic subunit-like protein. The record is from RefSeq and is a predicted model, not a curated record. Gene Ontology annotation, molecular function: S-adenosylmethionine-dependent methyltransferase activity; protein methyltransferase activity; nucleic acid binding. Bases 1 to 759 code for a protein of 252 amino acids. Gene Ontology annotation, cellular component: eRF1 methyltransferase complex. Lineage: Eukaryota; Fungi; Ascomycota; Sordariomycetes; Hypocreales; Bionectriaceae. The transcript has a single exon. Gene Ontology annotation, biological process: methylation.